AUGAGAGAAAUCGUUCAUAUUCAAGUUGGUCAAUGUGGUAACCAAGUUGGUAAUAAAUUCUGGGAAGUCAUCUCUCAAGAGCACGGUAUUCAGCCAGACGGUACCCACAAGGCAACCAAUGAUGCCCACCUCUCAAAGUUGCAAUUAGAGAGAAUCAAUGUAUACUAUAACGAAGCCAGAGACAAGAAGUACGUUCCACGUGCUGUCUUGGUCGAUUUGGAGCCAGGUACCAUGGAUUCAAUUCGUGCCUCAACCAACGGUUCAUUGUUCCGUCCAGACAAUUUCAUCAACGGUCAAUCCGGUGCUGGUAACAAUUGGGCUAAGGGUCAUUAUACUGAGGGUGUCGAGUUGGUCGAUUCCGUUCUUGAUGUUGUCCGUCGUGAAGCCGAGUCAUGUGACUGCUUGCAAGGUUUCCAAGUUACUCACUCCAUUGGUGGUGGUACUGGUUCUGGUAUGGGUACCCUCUUGAUCUCCCGUAUCCGUGAAGACUACCCAGAUCGUAUGAUGUGUACCUUCUCUGUUGUUCCAUCACCAAAGGUAUCACUCUCUGUCACUGAACCAUAUAACGCUACUCUCUCUGUCCAUCAAUUGGUCGAGAAUGCCGACGAGGUCAUGUGUAUCGACAAUGAAGCUUUACAUGAAAUUUGCUUCCGUACAUUGAAGCUUACCAACCCAACCUACGGUGAUUUGAAUCAUCUUAUUUCUUCAGUAAUGAGUGGUAUCACUUGUUGUCUCCGUUUCCCAGGUCAACUUAACAGUGAUUUGAGAAAGCUUGCUGUAAAUUUAAUUCCAUUCCCACGUCUUCAUUUCUUCUUGGUUGGUUUCGCUCCACUUCUUAACAGCGUUAACUCUGGAUACCAACGUAUCUCUGUCACCGAUUUGACUGCACAAAUGUUCGAGGCCAAGAAUAUGAUGGCUGCUUCUGACCCACGUAACGGUAAAUACUUGACUGCCUCCGCUGUAUUCAGAGGAAAGUGUCACACCAAAGAAGUCGAUGAGCAAAUGCUUGCCAUCCAAUCUAAAAACUCAUCAUUCUUUGUUGAAUGGAUUCCAAACAAUAUUAAAUCAUCUAUUUGUGAUAUCCCACCAAGUGGUUUGCCAAUGUCAGUCACCUUUAUCGGUAACUCAACUGCCAUCCAAGAUCUCUUCAAGCGUAUUUCCACCCAUUUCACUGCUAUGUUCAAGCGUAGAGCUUUCCUUCACUGGUACACCCUCGAAGGUAUGGAAGAGUUGGAGUUCACUGAAGCCGAGAGCAACAUGAACGAUCUCGUAUACGAAUACCAACAAUACAACGACGUCUCCAACGAUGACGAAAUGGAGAACGGAAAUGAAGAGUUGGUUGAGGAAGCUGAAGAGAACUAA
Molecule: messenger RNA, 1362 nt
Organism: Heterostelium album PN500
Lineage: Eukaryota; Evosea; Eumycetozoa; Acytosteliales; Acytosteliaceae
Gene: tubB
Product: tubulin beta chain
Exons: 4
Coding region: 1-1362 (453 amino acids)
Biological process (GO): microtubule cytoskeleton organization; mitotic cell cycle
Cellular component (GO): microtubule; cytoplasm
Molecular function (GO): structural constituent of cytoskeleton; GTP binding; GTPase activity
Source: RefSeq, a predicted model, not a curated record